Molecule: messenger RNA, 7175 nt
Organism: Pieris rapae (cabbage white)
Lineage: Eukaryota; Metazoa; Arthropoda; Insecta; Lepidoptera; Pieridae
Product: nucleolysin TIA-1
Exons: 9
Coding region: 137-1258 (373 amino acids)
Molecular function (GO): mRNA binding
Source: RefSeq, a predicted model, not a curated record
CGCAGUUAGAUUAGUUAAUCUUUAUUUUUAACAAAACGUGAUAAUUAUUUGAUAAUAACUCUCCGGGAGAGUUAACCUAGAAGCAGACUAGUGUAGAGAAAAAUGAGGUUUUAAGAAUUAGGGUGGUGAGGUCAAAAUGCUAGCCAUGUCAACAAUUAUGAUGCCAGCAGCGACGAUGACGACGAUGACCAAUGCCGGGCCCAUCCCGGUCGCAGCGGCCACCAAGUUGGAGCCCAAAUUGCUGCAGCUGCCUCAUCCGGCGUUGAUGCAGCAGCAACCUCAACAGCAUCAUCAUCAACACCAGCACGGGAAUAAUAAUAAGCUUGAGCACUACCACAUUUUCGUCGGAGACCUGAGUCCAGAGAUAGAGACGCAGAGCUUAAGAGACGCCUUCGCACCCUUUGGAGAAAUAUCUGACUGCAGAGUGGUGAGAGAUCCACAGACGCUGAAAUCUAAAGGAUAUGGAUUCGUUUCCUUUCUUAAAAAAUCCGAAGCGGAGUCGGCCAUUACAGCAAUGAAUGGCCAGUGGCUAGGUUCGCGGUCAAUCCGGACGAACUGGGCGACCAGAAAACCGCCAGCGCCCAAGAACGAAUUGAACUCAAAACCGCUAACAUUCGACGAGGUGUACAACCAGAGCUCUCCAACAAAUUGCACGGUCUAUUGCGGCGGUCUCACCACCGGGCUUUCAGAGGAGCUGAUCCAGAAAACGUUCCAGCCAUUCGGCACCAUACAAGAAAUAAGGGUCUUCAAAGAUAAGGGAUACGCGUUUAUAAGAUUCUCGACGAAGGAGAGUGCAACUCAUGCCAUAGUGGCAGUUCAUAACACCGACAUCAACGGACAGCCGGUUAAAUGCUCUUGGGGGAAGGAGUCUGGUGACCCCAACAACGCACAACCACAAGGCCAGCUGAGUGGUACAGCGUACAGCCCAUUCGGCGCGUACCCUGGAGGCGUGCCGUCGUACUGGUACAACACUUACCCGCAGCAACUCGGGGGCUUCCUUCAAGGCAUGCAAGGGGUGCAGGGCUACUCUUAUGGACAGUUUGCGGGGUAUCAGCAGCAGUACAUGGGUGUGCCUCCUUCUAGCAUGGGGGGCGUGCAGCUCCCCUGGGCGUUAGGGGGCGGAGUAGGAGGAGUGGGUGGAGUGGGUGGAGUGGCCGCCAUGUCUCAGCCUCCGCAGCUGCUGCACUAUCCCGUGCAGCACUUCCAAGUACAGCCGAUCGCUGAGGAGGAGUGGUUAGCUCCGAGUUUGCUGGUGUGAGGACACCGCGCGCCCCCGCCGCCUGACCCUUGCUGCUGCCAGCUCAAGGAGUGGCUCUAACUCACUCCCUCACCUCACUUCUACUUCACUCCCAAAGCGGACACCAUGUCGAUGAUGUUUGGUCAUCGCCCCGAUACUAGCGACUUUACUUCUUUUUUUCUUCUGGUACUUCGAGAAAGAGAAUCGAUUUACAUUAACCUAAGGUGUCAACUUAAUCGGAGCUUUGUCCCUCUAAAGUGUAACUAAAUUGAGACCUUACCUAAAAUAUAUAUUUCUUUCGAUUCGUUGUGCCCGUGUCGCUUUGGGAACGAAACACUUGUUUGAGUCUAUGAAUUGAACCUGAACCGUAGUCCUGAAGCAGUGGGUUGCGGCGGAGGGCGGCUUGGCCUCGAAUAUAUGAAUAAUGUGAGUCACUCGAGCAAAUUAUUUCUAUAACCGCUUAUGAUCGCAUGGAAAUGCAUUUAUGAUAAAAGAUGAAUACUUUUUAGAGAAUAUAUAGUUAUUUAAUGUAAGCGUAUUGUAAGGUAGGUUAACCGUACCACGCGGGCCAAAAUGGUUGCGACGAGAAAUUUUUGCUGGUUUAUAAUAAAGAUACCGAACCACCGUGCACAAGUAUAUUAAGAUUAGUGGAAAAUGUAGAUUUUUGGAAAAAUGUUUAAUAGAACUAGAUGGUACGCGAGAGUGAGAAAGUUUUUUAAGAUUUUAUAUCUGGUCAGAGAUAGGAAAGUAAUAUUAUUGAAUAGAAUCUAUACGACUGGACGCUAGUGUGGCCGCAUCGACCGGCGAUUUCUCUCUCUUUGGCUCCACUGACGAAUACUUUAGAUACGAAUCAUAUCUGAACUAUACAAAAGUACGUCGCCGUCAUCAGAUCAGAUUACGAAUUGCAGAUACUCCACAAAAGCGUCCAGUAAUAAUAAUAUAGACAUUUCUCUGGACGUCAAUAUUGCCAAAUUCAUAACAAUUCAACUUAUAUAAUAAAAAAAGGUUGUGUAUUUAAUAUAAAGGACACAUGGAACUACAAACAUGACGAAAUAGAAAAAAGUGUAGAGAAAAUAGAUUAUUUAUAAGAAAGAUAUAUAUUUAUUAUAGGAUAUAAGGUAUAUAAUCAUUUACUGUAGGUUGAGUGGUCGAUGUUAUUUCGACUUAAAACGUUUUGCUCUUUUUUUCAUGUAUUCGUAUUGCGUCUUCGUUUAUUUCGCGAGGCUGGCGAAUGUCGGUAGAGUUGGAGAUCAAUCAACCAUUUUUCUUUUUGUAUACUAAACGCAUUGUUUUUAAGGGUUUUUUGCUCAACACAUCACCCAAGGCUCAUUUCAUGCAGAAUCUACAGACAAUAGCAAAAAACAUGUUUCUUUUAUCCGCGUAAAGUUCUAAACUCUGCCGAUCAUGCGCCAAGUCUAGCGUAGCGACAUCUACGUGAUAACAUCUUUUUUGAAACUUUUUAACGAGACACUCUCUGUCUACGAUAUUUUGUAAAAAAAAUGUAUUUUAUAUAUUAUAUUGUCGGUGUUGAUUUAUGUAGAUUUGUUUCUAUUAAUGUUGUUUUUUAUCUACGUGCAGAUAAUUUGCAAUUAUAGCAAAUAGACUUACAACAAAUACUCCGAUAACACUAUUGACUGGUGCCAAUGCAAUGACAACGAGAUUGACAACCGAUGCUGUCCGUUAAAGUGUGGACUAUAAACAAAACUUGUGAUUUCCAAUAAUUGUAAAUUAAUGCACGUGGAACCUUACGCAUGUAGUCGAAUCUUGUGAGACAUAUCGCUAGAGAUUUAUAAUAAGAUUAUUAACAUAAGUUCGUGAGUUAAGUAACGAAUCGUUAAGUCAAUUUCAUCGUCAAUCUAUGACGUGGCAUUAUUUUGACGUGAAACGGAGCCUUUGGACGUCACGACUUGUAUCUCACCAAAAGGGUGUUUGGGGUUGCUGAAAAUACUGCUUUCUUUAAAAGAAAGCAUCAGGUCUACACAUGUUUACAAAGGAGUGUGGUAAAGAGGCGUAUAGAGGUCUAUACUCUAUAGGAUAUCCGUCGUCGCGUCAGGGCAGUUAUAUAAAGCAGAUAUAUCAGUUAGAUAGACAAAUUUAGCUAUAACUACAUAUACAAUUAGCGUACAUUUGCCUAUAAUCGCUUUCCGGUAGCAUAGAAAUGUAUAUCCGUAUCCGUAUGUAAGCUAGACUAGUGCUGAGUCGUGGCUUUGUCCACUGACGUUGCCUUUCUUACGCUGUCUCUUCCUUCGAGGUACGAUAAUUAAGGCUUACGUUACGGUAGUUAAGAAUCGAAGUAUAUAACGUGUUAGCUAGGUAAAUUUCAAUAUAAAGUAUAUAUAUACAAAUAUGAAUUUUAUCGUCUAGAUAGGCUAUGAAAUUUGUGUGUUUGUUUACGUUGCUUUAUUGUGUUGGUCCAGUGUUAAGAUAAUUUUAAGUCCCAAAGAACACCAAAUAUUUUGUAAAUCCUUGUAAUAUAAUGUAGAUUGGCGAUAGUACUUAAUGUCUUACGCACUCUCUUUUGGGUUCUGUUGGAAAUUAUACAUUCAUACAAUACUUCAGUCGAGGAUGGAAAAGCUCUCUUUCUAUAAUAUACAACAAUCACCGACUUUGUUGUAAUUAUGGCUAAUUAUUAUAAUACGCCCUUUGAUCAAAUAUUUUUUACUUUAAAUUUUAGAGAACAAACCACAACACCCUUAUAUUAUAUUACCAAAGUACUAUUGAGUUACCCUACGUAAAAUUUCUAUGUAAUGAAUGUAUAAUUUCUAAUACACAACGUGCCAAACUGUUCGUUUGAGUCCUUCGUACCGUCUAACCGAGUGAAAGAUAACACCAAGAUAUAAUCUCGUAGAGAUUCUAAAUUUCAUAUUUCAUGGUCUUGAAUACACGGGAAACCACAAAGGAACAGACACAAUCACGAAACGAUGCUAACGACAAUAUUUCUUUGAUAAUAUCCGUAUGAGAUCCGUGACCGACCUUUUAAUAGUUCCGCAAUCUCUAGGGUGCCUUGUCGUCAAAGAGCAAUAUAUAGUAGAAGUGUGAAAAAUCCAUUAUUUAAACGAUCGAGGUUGAUGAAGGAAGAUGUUUCAUGUCUGUUCAUACGUAUUCAAGGUCGUGAAAUCACUAAAUGUUCGUAUCGUAUCUCAAUGUGUUUAUUUCCUUAAAUACUAGUGUUUUUUGUUUUAGAAAAUGCUAGAAUCGAUGUUCUGUGUUCAUUCGUAGAUUCACUGAUCUCUAAAUAUUGCUGAUUUCAUAAAACUGCAUUGAGAAGAAUGACAUUAAUCAAUAUUCCGCUUUUUUGAGUUAUAACAAAGUACAAAAUGAGAAAUAUUGUAAAAUUUACUGCCGAGCAAGUGCAUAUAAACAUUUUUUGAAUAUUUGAUAUUUGUAAAAUAAUUAAAUGAUUUUAAAGACAAAGAAGUCAGCAAAUUGAAGAGGUCAGUGAAAAAGUCGCGUGCUUAGAAAAUUUCGGUACUCGAAAAAAGAUAUUUUUUGAAACGUAUAAUAGCCUCUAGGCUGUUUUAUAAUUCUGUUUUUAAUUAAUUUUGUAUAGUUAGAUGUCCUUCGAGUUUCAUGAUAUCACAUAUAAGCUCUCUUUGUAAAAAAGUAAUAUUAUUCAUUACUAACGAACAAAAAUCGUGUCAUGCAUAGCAAGGCUAAGGUGGCUACAACUUGCAAUAUGAAAUACUAAAUACAAUUCAGAUGAUCAAUAUUCAAUAAUAAGAAAAAAACUGACAACUUUAUAUUGAGACAAAAAUAUCCUCUCAUAAGACGUUAACUUAAAAAUAAUAUAAAUAUAAAAUACUUCCACAAUUCCGUUAGUUAAUGAAUGUGCUGCUUAUAUGUACUGAAAUAAGCUUUAUAUGUAAUAUCAUGUAUACGGUAUCGUCUCAUUGUUUAGUCUUAACUCUUCUGGUAUUUUUAGUUAAAGUUAAGACGAAGCCUUGGAAAACUAGUCAUCAUUAAAAAUAGUGAAUAGAUCUCAUGAGUGCAUUUGUUUGUCGCACGUGACUGUUCCGUCUGAAGUCUGAAGACGACAGCGGAUUCAGGUGAGCUUUGCUCUCUUCUUGUCGAUUCUGUCUGAAUGAACGAAAUAUCUAUGAGAUAUAUCAUUAAUUUAAUUUUAGAAUAAAAGCCACAAUCUUUGUGAGACCAAUGUCAUUAACAUUAAUUAUAUCGUGUCAUUGUCUUAACUUUCACUAAAAACUACUGAACGUAACACAGCAAUAAUAAUGCAAUAGAUGUUGUAGUGUUUUUAGUUUUCGUACCGCUAGUAUGGAGUUUACGAUUGAUGUUUACGACUUGGCAAAUGUGCGUAAAUGUAAAUCUUUGUGUUUAUAUUAAACUUAUAUGCGAUGCAAUUGAUUACCGAUAUCAUUCGUAGUAUACGUAAAAGCCGGCAUAUUAAUAUGAAAGUCUUGUCCAAAAUUGUAAUGUACCUAUAUUCGUUGCAUUUACCGACUCCGGUUGUGUGGACCAACCUACGGAGAAAACGAAAAUGUUUUCUCCCAUUUGCUUGUUGUUGUUAGUUUAAAUCAGUCUCAGAGAAUUAAAACUUAAGCGAAGCAAUAAGUAAACCAGUAACGACAUUUGCCAAGUUCUAUCUACAAUCCUUUUCUUUUGUGUGUUGAUAGAGGAUAAAAGAAUUGGAGGCGAUUGAAGCUGAUUUUGUUGUUCCUAUUUCCCUUCCCUUCGUUUCUACCGUCCAUGGAUGUUGUCUUUAGCAUCAUAAUGCAAUAGUAUGCUCUUUGUUUAUAUCAUAAUAACUUGUUCUUACAAAAUAUUCAACAUAUUUUCGUGAAAUUCCACGAUUGCUUCGUCAAGUCGACGUUAAACUGCGUACUAUUGCACUAUGCGUUAUUAUUUUGCCUUUUGUUUAAACUAAACGCACAUAGUCUGUGAGCUUUUUCGUUUCAAAUGAAAUGUAUGUGAUCUUCGACCUUAAAUGAAAAUUCUUCGACCAUGAACGUGUUAGUGAAAAGUGAAACUCCUCUUUUGAAAUUUUAUUACGCCUAUACUUAUAUCGACUUUUGUGAUCUACUUAAGAAAUGCUAUUUCUGUGACGGCAUGUGGCGAAUGAUGAAUUGGUUGGAACCAGGCAUACCUUCAUUUAAUUGGAACUAAUGCUGUCUUAUUGAACAUAAUUUGAUCUUUCGACGUUUCCUUUAGAGUUUCAGCCAUUUUAUCGUUCGAAACUCAAUGCUACGGUCGGCGAUUGCAUUAGACAGUGAAAACCGACUCUAGGAUAAAAGUUAUUUAUUUUUUUACCCCGUUAAGUAUUUUUUGGUUCCCAUAUUAAUUAGACACUAGUAUAAUGUAGACGAUUAAGUUAGUCGUAAGUUUUGCUUGUUUUUUGUUGAAAAUGUUAUCCUGUUUCUGUUUUCAAAAAACAUUUAUUUUAUGAGUUUUGGAAGGAAUCUGUAUUUUUGGCCGCAAUUAUUGGCCGACGAAUAUCUUUUCCCUCCAAAAUUUGAAGUUUGUUAUGUUUGACGUUAUGGAGCGACGAACCUUUGACAAUUUGCUUUAAACGCAAUUCUUUUUGUCUUCUUAAGAUUUAAAUCAAACUGUCAAAAGUACGAAUUUUCGCCUGUUUAUGUAACGAGACGGCGUUAUAAUUAACUAAUACAAUUUAUUCUUUAGUUUUAAUAAGUAAAAACAAUAUUCAACUUGGCCGCUUGGCCCAGAUGCCUCACACAUUUAAAGUACUCAGUUUUAGUUCGAGUUAAUGCCAUAAAAGUAUUCGAGAAAUUUGAAUCAAUUAAGUCUCGCCUUUGUGGGGGUCCGAUAAGUUGUGUACUUUAUAGUGGACUGCAGGGCGUGGCUUUUGACUUAUUCCAAGUAUUUUUAGUUACAACGCCCGUUAUGUAAUAGGAUAUGUAUUACACCGUACCUACAUAGUAUAAUAUAGAUAAUAUAGUAUAAGCUGACUUGGUUAAAGUCA